AUGGAAACCAAAGGAUACCACAGUCUCCCUGAAGGUCUAGAUAUGGAAAGACGGUGGAGUCAAGUUUCUCAGACAGAACGUUCUUCCCUGGGACCUACAGAGAGGACCGAUGAGAAUAACUACAUGGAGAUUGUCAACGUAAGCUGUGUUUCCGGUGCUAUUCCAAACAACAGUACUCAAGGAAGCAGCAAAGAAAAACACGAACUCCUCCCUUGCCUCCAGCAAGACAAUAAUCGACCUGGAGUUUUAACAUCUGAUAUUAAAACUGAGUUAGAAUCUAAGGAACUUUCCGCAACUGUCGCUGAGUCUAUGGGUUUAUACAUGGAUUCCAUACGAGAUGCUGACUAUGCCUAUGAUCAGCAGAAUCAACAAGGAAGUGUGAGUCCUGCGAAAAUUUAUCAAAAUGUUGAACAGUUGGUGAAAUUUUACAAAGAAAAUGGCCAUCGUCCUUCCACUCUCAGUGGCGUGAGCAGGCCCUUGAGAUCAUUUAUGUCUGACCCUGGGAGCUGUGCGAAUGGUGGAGUCAUGCGUGCCCUUGUGAAAAGCCCUAUCAUGGGUCCUGAGAAGAGCCCUUCUGUUUGCAGCCCUCUUAACAUGACCUCGUCAGUGUGUAGUCCUGUCGGAAUCAACUCUGUGUCCUCAACAACAGCCAGCUUCGGCAGUUUCACAGUGCACAGUCCCAUCACCCAGGGAACUCCUUUAACAUGCUCCCCUAACGUAGAAAACCGAGGCUCCAGGUCACACAGUCCUGCACAUGCUAGCAAUGUGGGAUCUCCCCUCUCAAGUCCUUUAAGUAGCAUGAAAUCCCCAAUUUCCAGCCCUCCGAGUCACUGCAGUGUGAAAUCUCCGGUAUCCAGUCCGAAUAAUGCCACUCUGCGAUCCUCUGUGUCUAGCCCUGCAAAUAUCAACAACUCAAGGUGCUCUGUUUCCAGCCCUUCCAACACAAACAACAGAUCCACGCUUUCCAGUCCAACAGCCAGUACUGUGGGAUCUAUCUGUAGCCCUGUAAACGGAGCCUUCAGCUACACCACUUCUGGCACCCCUGUUGGAUCCAGUGCAAGUCGGGAUGUCGUUCCUAGUCCAGACACACACGAGAAAGGUGCUGCAGAGGUUGCUUUUCCUAAGACUGAGGAAGUCGAGAAUGCCAUCUCAAAUGGUGUGGCUGGUCAGCUCAACAUUGUCCAGUAUAUAAAGCCAGAACCAGAUGGCGCUUUCAGCAGCUCAUGUCUAGGAGGAAAUAGCAAAAUAAAUUCGGAUUCCCCGUUUUCAUUACCAAUAAAACAAGAAUCCACCAAGCAUUCAUGUUCAGGUACCUCUUUUAAAGGGAAUCCAACAGUGAACCCAUUUCCAUUCAUGGAUGGCUCAUAUUUUUCCUUUAUGGAUGAUAAAGACUAUUAUUCACUAUCAGGAAUUUUAGGACCACCUGUGCCCGGCUUUGAUGGUAAUUGUGAAGGCGGCGGGUUCCCUAUGGGGAUUAAACAAGAACCAGAUGAUGGAAGCUAUUACCCAGAGGCCAGCAUCCCUUCAUCCGCCAUCGUUGGCGUGAAUUCUGGUGGACAGUCCUUUCACUACCGGAUUGGUGCUCAAGGAACAAUAUCUUUAUCGCGAUCUGCUAGAGACCAAUCUUUCCAACACCUGAGUUCAUUUCCUCCUGUCAGCACUUUAGUGGAGUCAUGGAAAUCACACGGUGAUUUGUCAGCAAGAAGAAGUGAUGGAUAUCCAGUCCUAGAAUACAUUCCAGAAAACGGAUCAAGUUCUACUUUACGAAGUGUUUCUACUGGAUCCUCAAGACCUUCCAAAAUAUGUUUGGUGUGUGGAGAUGAGGCUUCAGGAUGUCACUAUGGGGUAGUAACCUGUGGCAGCUGCAAAGUUUUCUUCAAAAGAGCUGUGGAAGGGCAACACAACUAUUUAUGUGCUGGAAGAAAUGAUUGCAUCAUUGAUAAGAUUCGACGGAAGAACUGUCCUGCCUGCAGACUUCAGAAAUGUCUUCAAGCUGGAAUGAAUUUAGGAGCUCGAAAGUCAAAGAAGUUGGGCAAGUUAAAAGGGAUUCAUGAGGAGCAGCCACAGCAGCAGCAGCAGCCGCCGCCACCCCCGCCACCCCAGAGUCCUGAGGAAGGAACCACCUACAUCGCUCCCGCAAAAGAGCCCUCAGUCAACACGGCACUGGUUCCUCAGCUCUCCACCAUCUCACGGGCACUCACGCCUUCGCCUGUUAUGAUCCUGGAAAACAUCGAGCCUGAAAUUGUGUAUGCAGGCUACGACAGCUCAAAACCAGACACAGCCGAAAACCUGCUCUCCACUCUGAACCGCUUAGCAGGCAAACAGAUGAUUCAAGUUGUGAAAUGGGCAAAGGUACUUCCAGGAUUUAAAAACUUGCCUCUUGAGGACCAAAUUACCCUAAUCCAGUAUUCUUGGAUGUGUCUAUCAUCAUUUGCCUUGAGCUGGAGAUCGUACAAACAUACGAACAGCCAAUUUCUCUAUUUUGCACCAGACCUAGUCUUUAAUGAAGAGAAGAUGCAUCAGUCGGCCAUGUAUGAGUUAUGCCAGGGGAUGCACCAAAUCAGCCUUCAGUUUGUUCGACUGCAGCUUACCUUUGAAGAAUACACCAUAAUGAAAGUUUUGCUGCUACUAAGCACAAUUCCAAAGGAUGGCCUCAAAAGCCAGGCUGCAUUUGAAGAAAUGAGGACAAAUUACAUCAAGGAACUAAGGAAGAUGGUAACUAAGUGUCCCAACAAUUCUGGGCAGAGCUGGCAGAGGUUCUACCAACUGACCAAGCUUCUGGAUUCCAUGCAUGACCUGGUGAGUGACUUACUGGAAUUCUGCUUCUACACUUUCCGCGAGUCCAAGGCCCUGAAGGUGGAGUUCCCGGCCAUGCUGGUGGAGAUCAUCAGCGACCAGCUGCCAAAGGUGGAAUCUGGGAACGCCAAGCCCCUUUACUUUCACAGGAAGUGA
Messenger RNA from Chrysochloris asiatica (Cape golden mole), 2952 nucleotides. It is a transcript of the gene NR3C2, whose product is annotated as nuclear receptor subfamily 3, group C, member 2. The transcript is spliced from 8 exons. Gene Ontology annotation, biological process: regulation of DNA-templated transcription. The coding region runs from base 1 to 2952 and encodes 983 amino acids. NCBI's taxonomy places the organism in Eukaryota, Metazoa, Chordata, Mammalia, Afrosoricida, Chrysochloridae. Gene Ontology annotation, molecular function: DNA-binding transcription factor activity; zinc ion binding; sequence-specific DNA binding. The record is from RefSeq and is a predicted model, not a curated record.